CUGAAAUCGUCCAUGUUUCCUCUCUUUGCUUUAGAAUGACUGUAUUUUUUGUCAUUUCCGCAGUUUUCCUUUGUCUUUAUAUUACUGUUGUUGCGCAAGAAUCCGGUGUAUCCGAUGCAGCUAAAAGCUUAGGCUUAAAGGUUACUUGGACAGCACCCAUGCCAUCAACGGCAAUGGAUGAUGCCAAGGCUUUCAUAUCUGAGCAAUGGUCGUUGCCAUAUAAGCAUUUUUACGGUGAUACGAACUUGGCUUUCACAGAGGAUACCAUUUCUAGCAACAGCUCCUCCUCAUCAACUGUGUUGCGAAUAUUGUACGGUCAAGGAUCGUACUCACCAUCCGCCACAAGAUCCAGUAAUGUAGCUCUCGGUGGAACGGAUUUUUACACUCAACCACUUCAAAAUCAAUCCUUUGCAAGUGCUCUUCUGAGCUAUGAAGUAGCAUUUGCUUCCAAUUUCGAUUGGGUUCUGGGUGGAAAACUUCCCGGUAUUUUUGGCGGUACGCCUGGAGUAGGCUGUUCUGGCGGACAACAGUCAGACGAUAAUCAAUGUUUUUCCAUGAGACUGAUGUGGAGAGAAGCAGGAAAUGGAGAGGCAUAUGGUUACAUUCCACGAGCUUCCGAGUAUUGUCGAAAACAUCCAUUGACCCAAUGUCACGACGAUUACGGUGUGUCGUUUUCACGCGGAAUGAUACAGUUGCAAAAGAAUCAAUGGACAAAGCUGGAAAUUUUUGUACAGAUCAACGAUCCGCCAUCGGAAUCCAACGGCAUACUGAAAGUGUGGCAAGAUGGCAAUCUGGUCAUUUACCAAAACGAUGUCGUUUUCCGCACAUCCAACGCGCUGGCGGUGUCAAGUUUAAUGUUCAGCACAUUUUUCGGAGGAGGCACGACAAAAUAUGCUACGCCUUCAGACACCUACGCUUACUUUAAAAAUAUUCAAUAUAGUGUAGGAGCGCCAGUGGUAUUGACGAAUUCUGUAUCUUUUGUAUCAACUUCAUUUCUUGUGUACAUUAUCCCAUAUCUGGUAUUUCUUUUCUUGCAAUGCCUGUAGACCUUAUUAUACAAACCAAAUUUGCUAAAUCCGGCAGCUUGUGAAAAACUUGUUUCCUAGCUAACCGAAAAGUUUUACAAGAUGGUGUCUCCGUCGAUUAAAUAUAACAAAGGUUGUGAAAUUAAUUCAACUCUUGCCAAUAAAUACAAGGUUGUCUUUUCACCAAAAAAAUAAAUGGGGUCAUCAUUAUAAGCUACCAGACACAAAGAAAAAAAGGGAAUAAGAACCGAGGAUUCUCUCAGCAAGCCAUUUCCAAGUGGAGCUCAGUGACGGUUUCUGUGGGACUGCUCAAAUGUGUUUGAC
This is a messenger RNA of Radiomyces spectabilis, 1349 nucleotides long. RefSeq lists its product as uncharacterized. The record is from RefSeq and is a predicted model, not a curated record. The transcript is spliced from 3 exons. Bases 36 to 1046 code for a protein of 336 amino acids. Lineage: Eukaryota; Fungi; Mucoromycota; Mucoromycetes; Mucorales; Radiomycetaceae.